Molecule: messenger RNA, 2532 nt
Organism: Camponotus floridanus (Florida carpenter ant)
Lineage: Eukaryota; Metazoa; Arthropoda; Insecta; Hymenoptera; Formicidae
Gene: crn
Product: protein crooked neck
Exons: 3
Coding region: 378-2393 (671 amino acids)
Biological process (GO): spliceosomal complex assembly; mRNA splicing, via spliceosome
Cellular component (GO): Prp19 complex; U2-type catalytic step 2 spliceosome; precatalytic spliceosome
Molecular function (GO): protein binding
Source: RefSeq, a predicted model, not a curated record
AUCUAAUUUUGGUUUCAUGCUUGGCAAGUAUGAAGAAAGGCAUGAGUAAAUUUGAAUAAUAAAAGAGUAACAUAUUUCCAUUGUGUGAUAAGAGAGCAAGAUCCACAAAAGUAAAGAUAAAAAAGUGAGUAGAGAAAUAUAAGAAAAAAAAGCGAAAAUAAUAUAGUGUAAUGCACUGAGCUUAUGAAAGUAUCGGAAAAAGUACAAGUUAAUUUGUAUGAAUAAGAAGACAUACAUUUCAAUAUUUGUGAUAAGAAAUUUAAAAAUAAAGAUAAAAAACAAAAAUAAUAUAGCGUAAUGCACUGAGUGCCACAAAAAUUGAGAGAGUCGAGCCAGUAUCACAGAUUCUAACUUUAACGUAACAUAAUUUAUAAAAGAUGGAAAAGUCACAGAAAAUGCCCAAAGUGGCAAAGGUGAAAAACAAGGCGCCUGCAGAGAUACAAAUCACUGCAGAGCAGCUGUUGCGCGAAGCGAAGGAGCGCGAUUUGGAGAUCCUACCACCACCACCAAAACAGAAGAUAUCGGAUCCACACGAGCUUGCGGAUUAUCAGCAUCGCAAGCGCAAGGCGUUUGAGGAUAUCAUUCGCAAGAAUCGCAUGAUCAUUACCAAUUGGAUCAAGUAUGCACAAUGGGAGGAAUCUCAAAAACAGAUUCAACGAGCGAGAUCGAUCUACGAGCGAGCACUGGAAGUAGAUCAUCGGAAUAUUGCGCUAUGGCUCAAGUACACGGAGAUGGAAAUGCGCAAUCGACAAGUCAAUCACGCGAGAAAUUUAUGGGACAGAGCGGUGACUCUACUUCCGCGAGCCAAUCAAUUCUGGUACAAGUACACUUACAUGGAGGAGACUUUGGAGAAUAUUGCUGGUGCGCGUCAAGUCUUUGAGCGAUGGAUGGAAUGGGAACCGGACGAACAGGCCUGGCAAACGUACAUCAAAUUCGAACUGCGUUACAAGGAGAUCGAUCGCGCUAGACAGAUCUACGAGCGUUUCGUGAUGGUCCACCCUGAUGUGAAACACUGGAUAAAGUACGCGCGCUUCGAAGAAUCGUACGGAUUCAUCAAGGGUGCGCGAGCGGUAUAUGAGCGAGCCGUAAGCUUUUACGGAGACGAGGGUCUCGACGAGAAGCUCUUCUUAGCGUUCGCCAGAUUCGAAGAAGGUCAACGAGAACACGAUCGCGCCCGUGUAAUUUACAAAUACGCGCUCGAUCACAUACCGAAGAGCAACACUCAGGAGAUCUACAAAGCGUACACGAUCCACGAGAAGAAAUACGGCGAUCGCUCAGGCAUCGAGGACGUGAUAGUCAGCAAGCGGAAAUAUCAAUACGAACAGGAGAUUAAAGAGAAUCCUUCCAAUUACGACGCGUGGUUCGAUUACUUGAGAUUGGUAGAGUCGGAAGGUAACGUGGAUGUGAUCCGUGAAACAUACGAGCGAGCGAUAGCUAACGUGCCGCCCACCAAGGAGAAACAAUUUUGGCGAAGAUACAUCUACUUGUGGAUCAAGUACGCUCUUUUCGAGGAACUUGAGUCCAAGGAUAUCGAACGAUGCCGUCAGGUGUACAAAGUGUGCCUUGAUCUUAUACCACACAAGCGGUUUAGCUUCUCGAAAAUCUGGCUGCUUUAUGCUUACUUUGAGAUACGACAAAAGAAUCUGACCAAGGCGAGAAAGACGCUAGGAUUAGCGUUGGGAAUAUGUCCAUCGGACAAGCUUUUCCGAAGUUACAUUGAUCUCGAGAUACAGCUGGUGGAGUUUGAUCGUUGCCGGAAGCUCUACGAGAAAUUCCUCGAAUUUGGCCCGGAGAACUGCACCACUUGGAUGCGAUUUGCCGAGCUGGAGACACGGUUGGGCGAAAUCGAUCGCGCCCGAGCGAUAUACGAGUGCGCUGUCGCACGACCAAGGCUGGACAUGCCGGAAUUGCUGUGGAAGUCAUACAUCGACUUCGAGAUCGCCCAAAGCGAGACAGAGAACGCUCGUCAGCUGUUCGAGCGUCUGCUGGAGCGCACGUUGCACGUUAAGGUCUGGAUAGCGUACGCAAAGUUUGAGCUGUUGAAUCCGCAGAUGGAAGAUAGUCCUGACAACGUCGUCCUGGCGAGACGUAUCUUCGAGCGCGGAAACGACGCCCUGAGAUCCAGCGGCGAUACCGAGAGUCGAGUAUUGCUGCUAGAAGCAUGGAAGGACUUCGAGAGCGAGAAAGGCACCUCGGAGAGUCUCGCCAAAAUUAUGGAGAAGAUGCCACGCAGGGUGAAGAAGAAGAGGCGCGUUGUCGGCGAAGAUGGCAGCGACGACGGCUGGGAGGAAGUUUUGGACUUUGUAUUUCCAGAAGACGAGUCGCAGAGGCCGAACUUGAAAUUCCUGGCUGCUGCAAAGGCUUGGAAAAUGGAAACCGAAUCACAAUCUUGAGAUAAUAUAUAUGUGUAUAUAUAAUUUUGUAUAUAUAUCUGUAUGUGCAUACGUGUGUGUGUGUGUUUUGUAGUAUGUAUGAUGUAUAUGUGAUUAUAUUUGAUUAAAAAAUAUCCCAUUAUUUUUAUAUAACAGUAUA